UACAUAAUUGCUGCUUCUCUCUCUGUAGGAGCGGAGACCAUCAAGAAAUACUGGAGCCGAUAUUAUCAGGGUUCCCAAGGAGUGGUGUUUGUCCUCAACAGUGCUGCAUCAGACGAAGAGAUGGAGGCGUCCCGGUCUGAGCUUCUCUUGGCCAUGCAGCAUCCUCAGCUGUGCACACUUCCUUUCCUCAUUCUCGCCAACCACCAGGAUUCACCAGCUGCCCGUUCUGUAGCAGAGAUUCAGAAGUUUUUAGAAUUGCAGCCGCUGGCCCGAGGGAAGCGAUGGAUUCUUUCAGGCAGCACGACGAGCAAUAUGGAGGCCGUGAAGGAAAGUUUCAGUCAACUCAUCUGCCUUUUGGAAGAGAAGGAGGUGCUACCUAGCAGGAUAUGAUUCAAUCAAACUUCAAAGUGGAAAGUGGUUUUGAAGUGUUUUUUUUUUUGUUUUGUUUUUUACUUCUUUGUCGUUGUUUUAUAACCCACUGGAGACAUAGAUGCAAAUUGCCACAUGUUUUGAUGAGCUGACUGACAUAUUUGUAACCCUCAGGUCAAGGGCCACACAUAUGCUGAUUUAGUAGCAGGUGAACCAAAGUCCUUUAAAGAGAUCAGAUUUGUACCAUUAUUUGUAAAUGUAAUUAGCUAUUUGAUAACCUAUUUGUUGUUUAUUAGUUGGUUGUCAUGUGGUGUGAGUGUGGAAUUUAUGUUAAUAAUAUAUUGUACAUGCAAUAUAAACAUACAAUAUUUGUAUGAACUAAUCCAUAUUUCUUAUAAUGGCUCAGAAUCGUAAUAAGCAUCUUUAUCGAAGAUUAUUAUAUUAUAUUAUUUGUGUUAUUGUUUUGUUUUAUUCAUUAAAUCUAGUGUCCAUUGCACUCAUUAUUCUUUCUUCUUUUUAAGAGAAUGUUACAAUGUUUUUCUAGACUAUAUGUUGAGUUUCUUAAUACUGGUUAUGGGCACACUACUUACGUUUCUUUUUGUCAGAUUUCUGUCUCCAGACGAUGUUGUUAGUUUUGUUGUUUGAAAAGACCACUUACUCAAUUUACUUGGCACUGGUCAAGCUGUUUUCAGGUUUGAGCUGGAAUACAAACUCUAUCAAUCAGUGUCUGCAACAGCUGCAUUUGACAAGCCCCUGUCCGCCAGGCUUAAGCCCUCCAACCGUCUGCGGAGACUCCUCCCCGUCUGCCACCUCACUCCUCGCCCAGCCACGCUCUGCGGCCUCACCCGCUGCUUCCUGCUGGUAUUAUCCAAAUUCCUCUCCACAAAUUUAGAUUCCUGACUGCGCACCUCUCUGAUGUGUUAUUUUGUCUCACGGGAGUCUCUGAGUAGUUUAGGACUCACACAUGCUGUGUUUCUGUAUUUAUAGUGUGAACUAGGUUGUACAUGUUUUGCCCGCCAAUAGCCACUCGAUGUCUUAUUUUUGCAACAACAAGAAGCAACAUAUUUGUACUGCCUUUAACUUGAUUUGAGGCUAUGUUAGAUGUUUCAUGAGAUCCUUUCUAAGUCCUCAGGGUAGUGCGUGACUACAUUUUAAGCAUUUAGCAGAUGCCUAUUAUAUAAGGUUUAAUUCACUAACAUUAGUCAAUGCAUUAGGUAUCACAAACUACUUAUUGGUUAGUUUUUAAAGCAUUUGUUAAUUUAGGUGAAUGUUGUUUUAUACAGAUAAUAUUUGGAAUGUUUGUUGGUUAUAAAAAUUGUGAAUUGUUAAAAAUGUAUUUGUAUGUCUGGAAAUUAAACAUUGCAAAUAUUAACCUUCACUGUAUUAUGUUAUUAUAAACUAAUAUAUUAAAAUCUAUAAAUUGUAACACUUUAGAAUAGGGACCAAUUCU
Messenger RNA from Carassius auratus (goldfish), 1819 nucleotides. Its product is annotated as ADP-ribosylation factor-like protein 15. Gene Ontology annotation, molecular function: GTP binding; GTPase activity. Lineage: Eukaryota; Metazoa; Chordata; Actinopteri; Cypriniformes; Cyprinidae. The record is from RefSeq and is a predicted model, not a curated record. The annotation marks the transcript as partial. The transcript is spliced from 2 exons.